Mercenaria mercenaria is the source of this 7308-nucleotide messenger RNA. RefSeq names its product X-linked retinitis pigmentosa GTPase regulator-like. The record is from RefSeq and is a predicted model, not a curated record. Gene Ontology annotation, molecular function: guanyl-nucleotide exchange factor activity. The coding region runs from base 574 to 3579 and encodes 1001 amino acids. The transcript is spliced from 14 exons. Gene Ontology annotation, cellular component: cytoplasm. Lineage: Eukaryota; Metazoa; Mollusca; Bivalvia; Venerida; Veneridae.
AUGAUAAAUACUAAAUAGCACUUGACUUUUAUUUAAAUGAUUUCAAUAAUGUUUGUUUGAGGGAUAUAUUAUGGAAAGUUUAGAUUUAAAUUUUGUCUAGGAUCGACAUGGAAAGCGCAUUAAAAGUAAACAGUUUGAUAUGAAAAUGCAUACUGGUUGUUUGCAGUAUUGUAGGGACAAAGUUAUUUGAGGAAUAGGAGACGCAAUAUUACGAAUAUAAUCGUCUUUAAUGAAAAAUCUGGAUUAAGGUUGUUCAUUUUUGCUACGUGUUGAAUGUAAACAGGAGAGAAAAUAUUUACAAAAUAGACAAAACGUUUUGUUUUUGAAGGAAAAUAUUGUCUUUGCUAAUGGAUUCAGAUACAACAAGUUGGAAAAUCAUUUCAGUGUUAUGAAAUAAAGGAUAACUGUUUCAUAUCAUAGGGAAUAUUACAAUUAUCGCACGAAGAAAUCGUGCCGGUGGUGGUUGGAUCUAGUUAGAAUGCAUUGUUUCUAGGGUUAAGUCAUACAAGUGUAAUUCUAACUAUUAAGUAGCUAAAGGUGAACGUGACAAAGAUUUGUACAGGACAAGUCAACAUGAAGGAUAUCUUGCAUUUCGGAUAUUCAACGCUACCUCCUAUACGCGAGGAAAUGCAGACGGACAUGAAGACGGACACUGUGCACUACCGCGAGGACGCCACGGGUCAUAUGCUGUGUUGGGGUUGCGGAGAGUUUGGACAGCACGGUCAUGGUUACAAGAAAGAAGUCUCUUUCCUUGACGGGGCUGUUGAAAAGUUCUGUGGUGCACGUGAACAUCAAGUGAAGCACGUGGGAUGUGGGUCGAGUCAUACUGCUGUUGUCACAAGAUCAAAUGAACUGUAUCUCUGGGGAAACGGCAACAGCGGCCAACUUGGAACGAAUGAUCUUUCUACAAAGCUCGAACCUCAAAAGCUUCCACUGUACACCAACCAAGACUCGAACCCUAACGUGGCCGGAGUGUCAUGUGGUGGCAGACACACAGUGGUCUGGUUAGAGAACGGUAAUGUGUUCAGUUUCGGAAACAACUUUCACGCUCAGCUCGGGUACGACUUCCGGCAAAAGAACUACAAGGAAAAUCAGAGUUUCUGGGACGAAGACGAAGAUAAUACCAACCAAUGUGUAACUCAACCCACCCUCCUCAAGUUCCUCUUACAUAAGCCAGUAUCACAGGUGGCUUGCGGGGACAAACAUACAAUUUUUCGUUUCCAAGAUGGUGGAGUUGCCUGUGUUGGGAACAACGCGCAUGGGCAAAUUGGGACGGGUGACCGGGAGGAGGCGGUAAUACCCAAGUUCCUAGAGGGGCUGAAUCAACAAGUCAAAGAUAUAGCUGCUGGUUCUCAACACUCUUUGGCUGUAACAAACUCUGGUGAGAUAUACGUUUGGGGGUAUGGGAGAGCCUGUGGGAGCAAGACAGAGGACGUAUUAGAACCUGUCAAGUUGUCAACUCACAGAAAUAAUGUGAUCGCUGUGGCGGGUGGAAGCACACAUUCUAUGGCACUCACAGCGAACGGAAGUGUAUACACGUGGGGAUAUGGACACGAUGGUCAACUUGGUCACGGUGAGAAAAUCAAGUUCCUGACGUCACCGAAACGUGUCAAAGAUCGUCACGUGACGAGCAGAUGUAUACAGAUAUCUUGUGGAGAAGCAUUCAGUGCAGCUGUAACAGAAAAAGGUCUUUUGUAUAUGUGGGGAAAGAAUAGUCAUACAAUACUACCAGAUAAACCAACAUCUUAUAAGAUUUUUCUUCCUCAUGGUGUGAAUAAAAAUUUCCGAGGUGGGCGUAUAUCUAACAUAUUUUGCGGGUCUUGGCACGCUAUUGCCAUCAUCGGCCGCCCAGAACUGCUGCUACGUGAAGAUACAGAAUCUGGAGAGUCUGCGGAUGAACAAAUACCAAACAUAAAUGAUGUAGAUACCGAGCCAGAAGAUGACGAUGAUGAAGAUACGACAGAUUCGGAAGCAGAUCUGACUAGUCCAUUAUUAAAACGGGAUCCAACCAUGAUGGAACGAGAAAAAACUACUGUAAGCAUUGCAGAUUUUUAUGCACCAACUCCGGAUAUCAAUAAAUCAUAUCGGUCCCCAAGUCCAGAGUUCUAUUUCGCAAAUGAAAAUGGUGAUGAAACAGACCGCAACAAUUUAAACAGCACGAGAUCCGCGGCAACUCUUAUAGUACAACUUCCUGUGCAACCUAUGACGUCAUAUGCAGAUGCUGCUACGUCACCCAUGACACUGACCACAACCACCAGUAGUACGAAAAGUAGCAGUGUAACAACACUUUCACGCGUUCCAAGCCCUGUGAGUGAAAUAGCAAACAAGAAAUUUGACAAAAUUAUGAAAAAAAGAAUCAAACCUGAAAAGAAAUUUAAAGAAUUUGAUCCACAAAAAUAUGAAAGAGAAAAAUUAAGAAGUUCAACAACGCCGGUGUCAGAGGUAGUACAGUUAAGUAAAACUCCUGCAGAUGCUUUUAUUUUGCCCCGUGAGACAACAGGAUUAUCGAGAAAACAUGUCGACUUCUCGGAAAUGGAAGAAAUUAGACUUAAAGGACCAAGAUCCCCGGAAAAACUUUCACGACUUAGUCGUCAUAAAGAAAGUCGAGAGCCUAGUCCAUCAAAAUUUCGCGAACUUAGUCCAUCAAAAUUUCGCGAACCUAGUCCAAUUAAAUUAAGGGAAAGUGGUUCAAAACUGUCAAGACAUAGGUAUUUAGACACUUCCCUGUCUUUGAAAAGUGAUAUAACGUUUAUGGAAAGUCCUUUGUUUAGAAGUAGUAAGAAACAUACUUUGGUAGAAAAGGCUCCGAGACUCCCAGAAACACCAUAUACUGACGAGAGACAGUACACACACCACGUACCAAAACAACAACCUAGGAAAUACAAUAAGCAACCGCAAGUCACGGAUUCAAAUUUUGGGUUACAAAUCUCCCGAUCAAGAACAGUAAUUGCCCCUGUCCCAGUGGACAAUAAUGACCCGGCGGACAGGUUGGCUCAACUCCGUAGAUACGCAGCUAUCCACAACCCUACCAGCUCCUCCGGGAAAGGCAGUAUCGAAAAACUUCGGCCAAUCAAAAACCGUCACGUUAGUAUACCAGGUGUACGCGCAGAGUCACCGGAUGAUGAAAAGGAUCAACUUUGCAUAGGUGGUGCUUUAAAUCCGAAAGACAAACCUGUAUUUAGUAGUGGUUCUACUUGGAGAGAUCGUACUGAUCUUGACAGGCUUGCACAACGCAAGAUGGCGGCCGCCGGUAUUGUUAAAAUGUACAUUGGAAACCACGAGUUAGUUGGGACCGUGGAAAACCCGCUUUAUACAAGUAUAAGUGACGGGCGAGGACACAGUGAUCCCAUUGACAGUGAUACGUUGAUAGUUCAACCAUUAUUAAAAAAGAGAGUAAAACAUUCGGAAGAGUCUAUAAAUUUAGAAUUGCCUAGCAUUGCCAUUAACCAAACACCCAGACAUGGGACAGAGAGGACUAAACUAGCCGAGAAUAAUCUUUGCAAUGAAAGUGAAGAGUUAGAUCUUACUUUAACCAAUACGUCAAGAACUGAUAAAAUGAUAGGUACUCGAGUCAGUUAGGGCUUAAAUGAGACCCGGUCUAUCAGUCCGUUCCCUGAGACACCGGGUCGAGCCUUGCGUGCGGGUAGAAGAGGCCCAAGGAUUGAUGACCAGCUCGCUAAACUAACCCGCUUGUCUAGCAUUAAAACGUGUGGCCAUUUCUAACUGGCAUGCUUUGAUAAUUGGAAUUAACUAAACUUAACAAAUGAGAAACAGCAGUCUUUUAAUAUCAUUGUUGAAAUUUACAUGCAAACCUUAUGAUCUCACAACUUAAGAAAGAUAUUUACAUGGCUUUUUAUCCCCCCGCCAAAGGCGAAGGGGAUAUUAGAAAUGCUCUCCGUGCGUGCGUGCGUGCGUGCGUGCGUGCGUCCGCAAAGAUCUUUGUCCGGAGCAUAACUCCAAAAGUACUGGAGAGAUUUUCUUCAGACUUCAUACACUGAUAGAACACAUCGGGAGGAAGUGCAGUGUGCAAGAACAAUAACUCUACCUUGCCUAUUUUUUGAGUUAUUCCCCUUUAUCUUAUUUUCUUAAACCAUUUUGUCCGGAGCAUAACUCCAAAAGUACUGGAGGGAUUUUCUUCAAACUUCAUACACUGAUAGAACACAUUGGGAGGAAGUGCAGGGUGUAAGAACAAUAACUCUACCUUGCCUAUUUUUUGAGUUAUUCCCCUUUAUCAUAUUUUCUUAAAACAAAUUGUCCGGAGCAUUUCUUCUUCAUGCAUAGAGGGAUUUUGAUAUAACUUGGCACAAAUGUUCACCACCACGAGACAGAAUGUCGUGCGCAAGAUCCAGGUCCCUAGGUCUAAGGUCAAGGUCACACUGAGAGGCCAAAGGUCAGAUACAAGAAUGACAUUGUCCGAAGCAUUUCUUCUUCAUGCAUGGAGGAAUUUUGAUGUAACUUGGCACAAUUAUACACCAUCAUGAGACGAAGUGUCAUGCGCAGUUCCCUUCUUUAGAAUUACCUCCCUUUGUUGUUACUUUAAAUAGCUUUUAUUGUAACUUUUUCAUUACUAGUCGUAGGGAAAAAUCGAGACAACUUUUCUGUAGUACAACAUGCAUGCUACAUCCAAUUUUGAGGUGUAUUUUGACCAAUCUCUAUUUUUUUUUUUUAAGAUUAACUCCCCUUAGUUGUUACUAUAAAUAACUUAUAUUGUAACUUUUUUAUAACUAACCGUAGGGAAAAAACAAGACUACUUUUCUGUGGUACAACAUGGAUGUUACUUUCCAAUUUUACGUGUAUUUUAAGAUAUCUCUACCUGGUAAGGAGUUUUUUGUGGACUUAGAAAAACAAAAGACUUACAGUGAUUACUAAACAACCACAAAAUUAAAAUUCCAUUUGCAAAUACAGCUGCUAGAGUAAAGAAAUUUGCUGUGACGGGCAUAUAUUGUGACAUUCUGGCACUCGUGUUCCCUGUUAGCUUUCCAUUCCUUCUUUUUACAGUAGCCAUAUAGAAAAACAUCAUAGCUAUACUGUUCAUGAAAAUUAAUAAAAUUUAGCAGUAAACCACCUCACCACUGACUUAUUCUUUCUUUCACAUCUUUCAAACCCCUGAUGCGGACCACAACUAAAUGGUUCUUCAAAGCUUUCCCCAAAACAUACUUUCAGACACUAACUUGCCAGGAACUUUAGCCUUCAAUUAUAAUAUGCCCGGCGGGGGGAUUGGCCAUGUCUAACAUGGCUCUUGUUGUAACUGUUUUCGGUUGAUUCAAACCUGUAUGAGACAAUAAAACUAACAAGGUCAUUAAGUAUCUUUAUAUGACUUUAUUGCUUUUUAGAUAAUCAUUAGAUUUGGCUGAGUAUUUUUCUGGUCGAGUAAAUUGUUUCAUGUCAAGUCUUUUGCUUUGUAAAAUCUGGUAAAGUAUCAACUCAGAAUUCAAAAACAGUUCAGCUUUGGCAACACAUGUUAUCUGUACUAAGGGGACAUUCUGAAAACAAACUGAUAUUGACACCUUGAAACUGAGGUAUCUGAAAAUGCUGCAAUGCAACGGUGAAUUCAUAACUGAUGACAAUCUUACAAUGUCAACGCACUACUGAUAAGUUAGAUAACAGUUAACUCACAAUGUUUAUGACAUUAAACCAACAUUAAUUAUGAAGUACUGUCGUAUGAUAUACGGAUGAUUCCCUUAUAUUCUAAUAUUGUCAUAUAACAUAAAGGAUGAUCCCCUAAUUUUCUAGUAAUUCCAGAUUCAGUCCUGAAUUUUGACAAAGUAAUUCUGCAGGGGUAUUAAUAUAUUGUUAUUACGAUUGAUUGCCAUGCACAACUAAAAUGCAGUGCUUUUUCCAACAGAAUUUAAAGUUGGAGUUCUUUUUUGUUAAUAUCAUGACAAUACUUCAGAUUUAGCAAAGAUCCAUGAAACAAAGGUUGCGUUUGUUUGAGAUUUGUUAUGUGUGACUUGCAAUUUGAAGUCCUAAAAGCGUCUGCAAAUUACGUAUUGUUGCUAAUUUCAUGCGUGGGGCACUUUAAUAUUUAUUCCGUUUUAACCACAGGGUCUAACUGGUGAUUGCAAUAUGCGAUGCAACGUCGAAUUUAUCAUUCCAUUAUCAGCUUGAAUUUAUGGUAAUUUAUGGUAUCUUGACAACAAUCUACAUAUAUGAUCGUACGAUUUUCUUUUACUUCUUUCUGAUUUAGUCAUUGAUUAAGUCAUACAUUUUGUAUAUCAGCAUAAUCGUAACGAACUAUCAAUUGAAAAUCGGGUUUUCCGGUUAGGCUCUGUGUUCAUCAUUAUAUCUGGCACUUAUCAGCUUGUGCGUUUAGUUAUGUGUGGUAAUAAACUGUCUUAUAAAGGUUUGCUGCUUUUGAUUCUUAUAUUUACUAUUUUCCUACGGUAAGAAACGAAACGAGACAUUGUCUUUAUUGCAAUAGCUUAUGCAACUACUGUUUGUUACGCAAUUUAUUUAGCAUUACAACAAUAUGAAAUGACUUCACUGAUCGCACGUAACUGUAUUGAUUACAUACUGGUACUUGUUUUUACUCUCCGUUGAGUUACUGAGGAACUAUAAGACGUCAAUAUUUUUCAGUAUUGACGUCCGAAGUUCAUAUCGGGAAUUAGACGUCAUUUUAAUGCGUUUCAUCGCCUUCAAAGUUUCAUUUACUUCAAUACUGUCAAUUCUGUUAUAAGCUUUGCAUUUAGAAACAUGCACUCGUUCUCUGAAGAACCCGUUCAAUUUCUCAAAACAAAGCUAAGCUAAAAACCUGUAAGUGCUUGAACUUAUUUUUACUAUUUAAUAGUUGGUGGCAUCGCCAGUCAGUUGUAUUGAUAAGUAAAUUCAUUAAAUAUUUGUUUUUCUGCCUUAUAUGUUAAGCAUAAUAAGUCGGUGCUACUGUGUGUAUUUUGCAUUGAAUGUAUUGCAUGCUUUGUGCUCUUUGAUAACGCUUGUUUUGACAUAUUUUUUAUGAUUAUACAUACAUAUAUUUACUGAAAUAUUCAAUAUGUAUGCUACCUAGCACCAUGACUCAGUAAGCCCAAACUAACCUUGAAGUAAAACUGCACUGUGUAUGUGGAGAAUAAGCAUGAAAUGUCCUCAUUAAUGUAGUUUUGAAAUUUUGUUAUGAAACCUUCCAGUUAACUUAUAGUACACUGAACUAUUUUGUUGUAACAGUAAAUUCCAUAUAAAUGUACUGAAAAUGUUGUCUGCACUUAAAUUAUAUGUUACAAAUAAUUUUCUGGUGGCAUUUUUGCAAGUCAUGCUAUUUAUAUCUACACUGUUUUCGACGAAAUGAAUAAUAGAGUAUUAAAGACAUAAAUUGUA